Molecule: messenger RNA, 1139 nt
Organism: Hyla sarda
Lineage: Eukaryota; Metazoa; Chordata; Amphibia; Anura; Hylidae
Gene: CRTAM
Product: cytotoxic and regulatory T cell molecule
Exons: 12
Coding region: 31-894 (287 amino acids)
Biological process (GO): positive regulation of natural killer cell mediated cytotoxicity directed against tumor cell target; cell recognition; detection of tumor cell
Cellular component (GO): plasma membrane
Molecular function (GO): signaling receptor binding
Source: RefSeq, a predicted model, not a curated record
GCGGCGCAGAGGAGCGCGGAGCCCGGACUGAUGGUUCCCAUAGAUGUUCUCUAUGUUCUCCUGACUCUGAGCUACGUGACAGCUGAAUCUCCCACCUCAUCUGUGUCUGUGGAGGAAGGAGACGCGGUCACCCUGAGAUGUGUGUUUCCGGGAGGCCAUGGCUCAGACAUUCAACUGCUGACACCGAGGGGCUACACCAGUUACUUUAAUGGGGAGAAAGUUCUGAAGGACAGAAGAUAUGAGUUAGUCCGCUCCUCGAGGAAUAAGAUGGUAGUCCGCCUGUCCAAUGUCACGGGGGCAGACGAGGGGGUGUACGCCUGCCUGUACUACAGCUCCCCGGUACAGACCAAGAGGGUCCGGCUCUCCGUCUUGGCCACAGUCACAGAGUUAACGACUACUGAGAACAUCCGCCGCCAGUCAGAUGUUGUAACGUUGGUUCCAUCUUCAGAGGAAGACACGACACCAGAUGUGAAGACGUCAGGAAGAGGGAAGGCAGAUGAAACCAGAGGAACUUCCAAUCCAGCUACAGACACGAUGGAUGCGAACCUGACAAUCGCCACCAAUGAAACCUCAUCCACCGAAAACAUCACAGCCAUAGAGAAUACAGGAAGAUACACGACAGGUGGAGCAGAUAGAAGUGCAACCGCAGAUGUUGUGACAUUUACUUCAUUCUUGGAGGACUCCACGUUGGUUACUGAAGUCACCACAAAUACCAGUACCACCACAGACUAUGACGUACAGUCCUCCAAGAGGCAAUCCCACCGCACUCUCAUCCUGGUCCUGGUGUCUCUCAUGCUUUGUGUCUUGAUGGUCAUCGUGCAUCUGUUCCUGUUAAAGCUGAGAAAAGCUCAUUACUCCUGGAAGAAAGACCCGAUGCAGUCAGCAAAUGAAUGAGACGCGGAGAUGGGGGUUGUAUGGCCGGCUGUGUCUGUGUCGCCCGCUCUGCGCACACCUGCUGCUCGCCAUUCUACAGGCUGUGGCACACAAUAGGCCAGAGUUUCCCAACCAAGAAAACGAAACAUCGGAUCAGACGCUAGAGAGCACGAAGUCCAGAUCUAACAACGAGGAGACGUCCAGUCAGAACAAGAACACCGGCGCCGCCAACGCCGCGCCAGUGAAUGCCGACCACAAGGUCCCCA